Messenger RNA from Myotis brandtii (Brandt's bat), 806 nucleotides. It is a transcript of the gene ATOH8, whose product is annotated as atonal bHLH transcription factor 8. The record is from RefSeq and is a predicted model, not a curated record. Bases 14 to 667 code for a protein of 217 amino acids. Gene Ontology annotation, molecular function: protein dimerization activity; DNA-binding transcription factor activity. Lineage: Eukaryota; Metazoa; Chordata; Mammalia; Chiroptera; Vespertilionidae. The transcript is spliced from 4 exons.
CGCUGCCCGCGCCAUGAAGCACAUCCCCGUUCUCGAGGACGGGCCGUGGAAGACCGUGUGCGUGAAGGAGCUGAACGGCCUCAAGAAGCUCAAGCGGAAAGGCAAGGAGCCGGCGCGGCGCGCGAAUGGCUAUAAAACUUUCCGACUGGACUUGGACGUGCCCGAGCUAGGCGCCGCGGCCACCAACGGGCUUUCCGCGCCCCCUGCGCCCCCGGAGACCUCCGUGCGUCCUGCGCCCCCCACGCGCCCCGGGGAAAGUUCCUACUCGUCAAUUUCACACGUAAUUUACAAUAACCAUCCGGAUUCCUCCGCGUCGCCUAGGAAACGGCCCGGCGAAGCCACGGCCGCCUCCUCGGAGAUCAAAGCCCUGCAGCAGACCCGGAGGCUCCUGGCGAACGCCCGGGAGCGGACGCGGGUGCACACCAUCAGCGCAGCCUUCGAGGCGCUGCGGAAGCAGGUGCCGUGUUACUCAUACGGGCAGAAGCUAUCCAAACUGGCCAUCCUGAGGAUCGCCUGCAACUACAUCCUGUCCCUGGCCCGGCUGGCUGACCUCGACUACAGCGCCGACCGCAGCAACCUCAGCUUCUCCGAGUGUGUGCAGCGCUGCACCCGCACCCUGCAGGCUGAGGGACGUGCCAAGAAGCGCAAGGGCACCCCCUUCCAGUGAUGUUAAGCCACUGCAUAUUAACAACAACAAUGACAGCUACUAGCACAGAUGGCAUAGUUUAGGCCAGUAAGUUCCUGCACUCUAGUUGCUCUCAGGCCCAGGGUUGGAGAUGGGGAGAGAGAAGAGGCAUCCCGACGCC